Mauremys mutica (yellowpond turtle) is the source of this 2525-nucleotide messenger RNA. It is a transcript of the gene RASL12, whose product is annotated as RAS like family 12. Lineage: Eukaryota; Metazoa; Chordata; Testudines; Geoemydidae. The transcript is spliced from 6 exons. Gene Ontology annotation, molecular function: GTP binding; GTPase activity. Bases 533 to 1357 code for a protein of 274 amino acids. The record is from RefSeq and is a predicted model, not a curated record.
CCCCUUUCACCGUGAGCCUUGGAGGCCUUUUCGGCAGGUUUAUUUGUUUGCUGUGAGGAAAGUCCCCUGUGCUGAUGGGAAAUUGUAUCCAGCGGAGCCUGAGAGAGGCAGCAGCUUUCCUUACAAGGAGUUUGGCCGGGACUCAGCUGGCGAAAGUUGCAGGGAGCCUGAGCUCUCUUCCUCCCUGCCUCAUUCAUUCACGCGCGGGGCUGAGGUCUGGAGCCAGCAGCCGUGGGGACGGCGCAGACGCUGAGUUCCCAAUGAUUCACUCGGCUUAUCGGUGCCUGGUGGCUGGCUCGUUCCUCUGGAUUCGGUGUGUGGGUGCAGCUCUGGCCUUGCCUUGAGGAGGCGUGUGCGUGUGAGCGUGUGUGUAGGGGGCAAACCAUGGAUCUGUGGAUAUAAACAACAAAGCCUGCCCAGCAAACUCAUCCUCUCUGUGUCCCUCAUGAAAAUCCAGCUCUGAUUUCAAGGGUGGUCGGUUUCCUUGUGGUGCUCCCAUGCUUUCGCCUCGCUCUCUUUGAAAGGCAAGAGAAUGUCCUCGAUGUUUGGCAAGCCACGGGCCACCCCCAGCGCCACUGACCGUCACCUCCCCAGCCUGCUGCCUGAGUGCAACGUGGCGAUCUUAGGAUGCAGAGGAUCCGGCAAAUCAGCGCUGACUGUGAAGUUUCUAACCAAGAGGUUUAUAAGUGAAUAUGAUCCCAAUUUGGAGGACACCUACACGUCAGAAGAAACUGUGGACCAGCAGCCAGUGCUGAUGAAAGUGAUGGACACAGCUGACCAGGACGUACCGGUGAACUGCGAACGCUAUCUCAACUGGGCCAGUGCCUUCAUGGUCGUCUACAGCAUUGACAACAAAAGAAGCUUUGAAGGUUGCCAUCAAUACCUGGAUACCAUUUCCCUCCACGCAAAAGGCAUUCAGCACGAUUAUCCCAUCCUCCUGCUGGGAAAUAAGCUGGAUUUGGAGCAAUACAGACAGGUCACCAAAGCCGAAGGGGUGUCUCUAGCUGCCAAGCACGGGUGCUUGUUUUACGAGGUCUCUGCCUGCCUGGAGUUCAAGGCUGUGCAGCAUGUGUUCCAUGAAGCUGCGCGGGAAGUGAGGAGGGAGAUGGAGCGGAACCUGCCGGUCCGACCGCUGUUCAUCACAGAGGAGAGGCCCUUCCUACACCUUGCUGCCCCGACUGCCAUGGCCUCCAAGCACGGCCUGGCUAGCUGCACACUCAACACUCUCUCCACGGUCAACUACAAAGAGAUUCCCUCCGUGGCACAAGCCAAGCUGGUCACGGUAAAAUCGUCACGGGCUCAAAGCAAGAGGAAAGCUCCCACGUUGACCUUACUGAAGGGCUUUAAAAUAUUUUAAGCCUUGGCCCCUCCAAGGGAUGGGAAAGGAGCAGCCACUGGAUUUCCUGGCACCCCAAGGAACCUUCUCCAACUUCUGCAGUGGCAUAUUUGACAAUCUCCAUGGCAGCAGUGGCUUACAGACCAUCUUCCGUGAUUUACUGACAAUGCACUUGGCCUUAGAACUACAGCAAAGCACUUUGGUAGGGAUGCAGUGAACAGGCCCGGGAUUGAGUGCAGAAGAGUCUAAAACUUUGUCAUAACUUCCUUCUAAAUCACUGACUAUUUGUCCAAUCCCUGUAGCUCAGUAUUGACAUGAUAUUUGCACAUUAGUCCUAGCAUUUGCACUGGGUGUUUGUAGAGCUAUUUGUUAUAACAGAAGCAGGACAGAGAGAGGGAGAGAUGAAGCCUAUGUUAUACAUCAGCAGGAUGAGAGGCUGAAUGCCCUCGCCCUGUGCGUAGGGUAAAUAAACUUUACAUUGUUCUCCCAAGAGGCCAGAUCCUCUGCUUGUACAUGUGUAUCACCACUUCUUGAAAAAUCAGCUCCCACAAAUGCACACUAGCUGAUUAGACAAGAGAUGUGGCCCAUGUAAUAACUGAGUCCAGAGUAUCUAAAUGCCGUGAUCAUGGAGAGGGCACAAAUGUAAUGCUCAGUUUGGUACCCUGUAGUGGGAAUAUUUGGUGGUUGGAAUAUACAACUUCAUCAGAGCCAGGAUAGUUUAUGGAGACGUAUUGGUUUUCACAAAACUUUUGUCAGGAAGUUUUUAGACAGAGAGAGAGAAACCAGCUGAGUGGCUCAGGCAUUCAGCUGGCCUGUGGGAGAGCAGAUGAGGUGUCAGUACACUGUCCUGGGAUGAAGGAGGCCUGGGUUAAAGUUCCUGCUUCUGGCUGAUUCACAGCAGAGUUUUUCUCCCAGAUCACUUUGACUCCGGCAGGCCAGGGACAUGAACCCAGGUCUCUCACAUCCCAGGGGCCUCUCUCUCUCUCUCUGCACCCUCGAAAGUUACCACAACGUGGAAUUGAGGUACUCCGGACAAGCUGUAGUUGUCAGUGCUGAAGAUCUGCAGUGUGAACGCAUAAUGUCUGAUGAAUCUGGAUAGAAGGUAGUGAGAGAUACAUGUCGGAGAUAAGAUUGUUUGGGGUAUCUUGACUCUGAAUUUCCAUACGUUCCAACAUUAGGGGUUUUGGUU